AUGAUUUAAGUACUGCAUUUUAAUUAUUAAGAUGAUGAGGAUGAAGAAGAAAUUAAAUUCAGUCUUCUAAAUUAUCUUAAUGAAAUACCUAAAUAAAAAUAGGGAGUUUCAAGAUAAAUGAAGCGAACUAGAUCAAGUAUCACUGAUGUUGAUCUAAUCAAAGGAGUGUAAUUUGAUGAAACAAAAUUAAAUGAUCCUAUUGUUGAUAUGGAAAAAGCAUUUAAAUUGAUUAAUCAUUUCUAUAAUAAAAAAAAAGAAGGAAUAAACAUUGAUCCAAGAAUUAAUUAGAUUUAUGAAAAUAUUCGUAAUCUCUUCAUUUAGAAUGAAUCUUUAUCAAAUCCAUCAUCAGCAUUAUAAACUAGAAAUUCUUCUUAAUCACCAACAAUGGAUAUGAAUUAAUUGAUUGAAUCAGAUUUACUAGAUUCAUAUAAAAAUAUUAAGUUUCAAUUUGCUAAUUAUAUGAAAAGUCAUUUAUUAUUAAUGGAUGAAACUGUUUCAUACACUACAAUAUUUAGUUUAUUAAGAGAAUUAACUAAAAAUUUAUUGAAUUGUGAUAAUUUUAGUUUUUUCAAUUUAAAUUCAAAUUCUGAGUUGGAAUUAUAUUAAACUAAGACUGAUAUUUUUGAUUAAAUUCCAAUAGAUUAAUCAAUAAGUGAAGAAAUUGCUUCACUUCCAUAGAAUAAGAUUUUUCGGUUCUCAAAAGAAUCUCCAUUGUGUUCAGUAUUAGAAUCAAUGAAUUAUUUAUCAUCUUAUGGAUUAUAUUGCAAUAAUGUAAUCUUUAUUUAUCAUUCUAAAGAAGAUAAAUAAUUAGAUUCAGGAUCAAUAUUGAAGUAAUCUUUAUAUUCAAAUUUUAUUUUAGAAUAGCCAAUGAUUAUUAAUUAAUAGAUGAAUUAAAAAAUAUGUCAACAUUUUUAAUUCAUACUAUAUAGAAUGCCAAAGUCUAAUUCUUUAGUCCUUUAUCAAUCGCAGAUAUGAUCUUAGAUCUAGGAAUUUCAUUUGUUAGAGCAUCCAAAUUUAUUUUGAUUGAAUAAAUGUAUAAUAUAAUUUCAUAAAUGUACAAAAUUGAUAAGUAAAUUUAAUUUAAUGAUAGAUUAUAAACAGAUUAAUAAGAAAUUUAAGUUUGGGAUUCAGAGAGUGUCUACAUUGUAUUUAAGGAUUAUUAAGUUACUGUUUGCUUUAAAAUAUAUUAAAUGAAUUUAUAGAAGUAAGCUGAUUAAAGAAUAUAUUCAGAAGUUAAACAUUAUUAUGAAAAAUAUCUCAGAUUUAUUAGAGAAUGUUUUGAUAAAAGUGCUUUUUAUAAAUUCUUUUUAAGAUCAAAUGAUUCCUUAGUUUUUGAAUUUGAUAAGAGUGGUCAUCUCUUAUUUCUUUCAAGACCUAUACCUAAAUAAAUAAAAUCAAACUUUAAUAUAUAAUUUAAUUCUCAUAUGAUACAUAAUAAUUAAUUAUCUUAUAAUAAGAUUUUUGAUUAGAGUGUUGUGUCAAAUAUUGAAAAUUAUCUUUAGGAUCAUAAUUGGAAAACUAUGAAGGAUAAUGAAAAAUAAUAUGAAAUAUUUUUGAAAAUAGAAGAAAAUACUUAUAAGGGAUUUGCCCUGAUUUUUACUGAAAAUAUAAAAGGAUGGGUCAAAAAAUAAUUUAAAUAAUUAGAAUCUGGAAAUUAAUUAGAUUCUAAAAUCAAAGCAAAAAUUAGAAAAUAAUUAAUAUAACAUGAAACUAUAAAUUUUGUAAAUAAAUUAGAAGAAAAUAAUCCAGAUGUUAAAAAUUCUGUAGCAUCUUUAUAUAUGCCUUUAUAACAAUUAAUUUUAAAAAGAACUAGAUCUAAUUAAGGGAAUCAUUAAGUUUAACCGAAGAUAUAGAAUACUGAAAUAGAAUUUAAGAAAUCAAGAUUUUAAAGUAUGGAAGAAUUAGACUUAAGUGAAUUUGUGUUAGGAAAUUAGGAUGAUGUAAUAGAUACAUUUGAUUUUAAUAUAAUGGAAUUAACAAAUUAAAAAGAAAAGCAUAGAAUUGUAUGGGUAAUUUUGAAAAAGAAUGGUAUUUUAGAUGAUUUUAAGUUACCUUAUGAGAAUUUAUAAAAUUUCAUAAAGGAGAUGGAAUAUCAUUAUAAUAUUAAUAAUAAUCCUUAUCAUAAUUAUGAUCAUGGUAUAACAGUAAUGUAGACAGCUCAUUAUUUUUGUAAGGGUUUAGAUCAAACAACAAAGAAUACAAUCAUAGAUAAUUUUAAUAGAUUUGUUUUAAUGAUUAGUAGUUUUGGACAUGAUGUUGGACAUAGUGGUAAAACAAAUGUUUUUGAAAUAAAUAGUUUAAGUGAUUUGGCUAUUAGAUAUCAUGAUAAAAGUGUAUUAGAAUAACAUCAUGCAGCAUUAACAAUUUAAAUUUUGAAAAAUCCAUAGUCUAAUAUUUUAAUAAAUUUAAAUUAAGUAUAAUUUAGGAAUUUUAGGAAAGGAUUAAUUGCGAAUAUAUUAAGUACAGAUAUGUCAGAACAUUUCACACUAAUAAAAGAUUUUGAAAAUAGACAAAAGAAUUGUAAUGAUCAAAAGAUUCUUAGCAAUUAUAUUAUGCAUGUUAGUGAUUUUGGUGGAGCAGCAAAGAAAAGCAAUAUUUCUGUAAAAUGGUCUGCAAGAGUGAAUUAAGAGUUUAGUAUUUAAUAUAAGUUGGAAGGUGAAUUUGGAUAUCCAUAAUAACCAUAUAUGAAAGAUUUACAUAUUGUAAUAUUGAAAAACUUAUUACUUUUAGCCUCAAGUAUUGGCAAAGUCAGAAAUGGGAUUUUUGAAAGUAAUUGUUAGACCUUGUUAUGUUUUAUUAAAUGAGUUUUUGGAAGGCAAAUUAAAACAUUGCAUUGGAUAUAUUGAUGACACUAUUUAAUAUUGGGAAAAAAUAGGAAAAAAAGGUGAAGAAUAAUAAUUUUAAUGA
Paramecium sonneborni is the source of this 2907-nucleotide messenger RNA. NCBI's taxonomy places the organism in Eukaryota, Ciliophora, Oligohymenophorea, Peniculida, Parameciidae. The record is from the annotation of a GenBank genome assembly.